GAAAUCAACUGACAAAAGGCAGAUUCAUAGGAGAAAAGACAUACACAUUUAUUUAAUCAUAGUUUUACAUGACAGAGGAGCCUUUAGAUGAGGAUCCAAAGAUACAGGAAAAACUUCCCAAUUUUAUGCUUAGGUUCAAAGACAUUUGGACAGCCAUGUAGAAAUAAGACUGAACACGAAGGGCAUGAUCAAAUGCUGAUGGACUGAGUGAAGAAGCCCAGCAAGACCCAUCUGUGAGGUUCUUUGUGGCCUCUCUGAGCAGUGUUCCUUUUUUCUUGGUAAGGAGUAAGACCUGUCUGGAAUGGAGGUCUUAUGAUCUACAAUCCAGUAACGUGGCCUUUUGCCCCACCCCCAGCAUACAAUGAUGGAAAUAGCCAAUGUGAGUUCUCCAGAAGUCUUUGUCCUCCUGGGCUUCUCUGCACGACCCUCACUAGAAGCUGUCCUCUUCAUAGUUGUCUUGGGUUUUUACGUGGUCUCAAUCUUGGGCAAUGGCAUCAUCAUUCUGGUCUCCCCUAUGAAUGUGCACCUCCACACGCCUAUGUACUUCUUUCUUGCCAACCUCUCCUUCCUGGACAUCAGUUUCACCACGAGCAUUGACCCACAGCUUCUGGCCAACCUCUGGGGACCACAAAAAACCAUAAGCUAUGGAGGGUGUGUGGUCCAGUUCUGUAUCUCCCAUUGGCUGGGGGCAACCGAGUGUGUCCUGCUGGCCACCAUGUCCUAUGACCACUACGCUGCCAUCUGCAGGCCACUCCAUUACAUUGUCAUUAUGCAUCCACAGCUUUGCCUUGGGCUAGCUUUGGCCUCCUGGCUGGGAGGUCUGACCACCAGCAUGGUGGGCUCCACUCUCACCAUGCUCCUACCACUGUGUGGGAACAAUCGCAUCGACCACUUCUUUUGUGAGAUGCCCCUCAUUAUGCAACUGGCUUGUGUGGAUAUCAGCCUCAAUGAGAUGGAGAUGUACCUGGCCAGCUUUGUCUUUGUUGUCCUCCCUCUGGGGCUCAUCCUGGUCUCUUACGGCCAUAUUGCCCGGGCUGUGUUGAAGAUCAGGUCAGCAGAAGGGCGGAGAAAGGCACUCAACACCUGUUCUUCCCACGUGGCCGUGGUGUCUCUGUUUUAUGGGAGCAUCAUCUUAAUGUAUCUCCAGCCAGCCAAGAGCACCUCCCAUGAGCAGGGCAAGUUCAUAGCUCUCUUCUACACCGUAGUCACUCCUGCACUGAACCCAUUUAUUCACACCCUGAGGAACACAGAGGUGAAGAGCGCCCUCCGACAUACUGUGUUAGAGAACUGCUGUGGCUCUGCAGGCAAGCGGGCCCAAAUUUAG
Molecule: messenger RNA, 1324 nt
Organism: Mandrillus leucophaeus (drill)
Lineage: Eukaryota; Metazoa; Chordata; Mammalia; Primates; Cercopithecidae
Product: olfactory receptor 2C3
Exons: 2
Coding region: 362-1324 (320 amino acids)
Biological process (GO): G protein-coupled receptor signaling pathway
Cellular component (GO): membrane
Molecular function (GO): G protein-coupled receptor activity; olfactory receptor activity
Source: RefSeq, a predicted model, not a curated record